Saccharomyces mikatae IFO 1815 is the source of this 3369-nucleotide messenger RNA. RefSeq names its product Sdd4p (gene SDD4). The transcript has a single exon. NCBI's taxonomy places the organism in Eukaryota, Fungi, Ascomycota, Saccharomycetes, Saccharomycetales, Saccharomycetaceae. Gene Ontology annotation, molecular function: zinc ion binding; RNA polymerase II cis-regulatory region sequence-specific DNA binding; DNA-binding transcription factor activity, RNA polymerase II-specific. The record is from RefSeq and is a predicted model, not a curated record. Gene Ontology annotation, biological process: regulation of transcription by RNA polymerase II; DNA-templated transcription. Bases 1 to 3369 code for a protein of 1122 amino acids. Gene Ontology annotation, cellular component: chromatin.
AUGCACAGCAAAGAACUGGCUGGCAGACUCCGGAAAAGGGAAACCGAAAAUGAUUUAGCACCAAAUUCAAUCUCUUCUCCCGCUGAAAGGUUUAGGUGCCCACAUCCUGAAUGCAACAAAACCUUCUCACGCCAGGAACAUUUGUCAAGACACAAGCUAAAUCAUUGGCCAAAAGAAAUAUAUGUUUGUUCUUUCGUGCAUCCUACUACAAAUGCGCCUUGUAAUAAAACGUUUGUGAGGAAAGACUUAUUGAUCAGGCAUGAAAAGAGACACUCGAAGGUGAAAAAUAGGCUAACUCGGACAAAUAAAGAACAGGUUUCUACAUUAAAUCAAGAACUUUCUAAAAACUUGCCAUACAAUCCUAAUGAAUUGCCCAUUGCUGUGCAGAAUGGCACUUCUACCAUGAACUCCAAUUCUGUAAAUCUACCAUCGGUUACACAUGAAUCAAAGUUUCGCCCUUUUAUUCAACAGCCCCAACAGCUUCAGCAACCACAGCAAUCACAACAAAUGCAACAAAUGCAACAAAUACAACAACUGCAAUUUCCACAGCAGCUGCGGGCACCGUUGCAACAACCUAUAUUGCAGCAACAAAUGCACACACAGCAAUCAAGUCCUAAUUUUCCUUCUUAUGAUACUCGAAUAAGGAAUAAUGGUCAAAAUGGUAAUCAGUUUUUCAAUUUGAUAUUUGAUAACCGUACUAGUGCUAAUGGGUUCGAAGUUGAUGCAUCUAAUAACAACAGUAGCAGUAAUAAUCAGAAUUUAAAUAUUAAUCCAAAUGUACAGCAACGAUAUCAAGACAGAACCUCCACCAACAGUUCAUAUCAACAGCCAAUCCAGUCAUUUCCCCAGGAUCGGCAACAAGAACAAUAUUUUCAGCAGCAAAAGCUUACGGAACAACAACAACAACAACAACCGUUACCACCGCAGAAUCCAUUUACAGAUCAAUUAACAUCCUCUUCUAGCGGUGCUAAUUUGUCAAUUAUGCAGGACCUUUUUUCUACAAAUUUCUUGAAUAGCGAUCCAUUACAAUCGUUCAUGCAAGAACUUUCUGAAGCUCCACAGGUGAGUAUUGAUGAUACAUUUGCUGAUAAGACUACAGUUCCCGCUAAUGAAAAGCCUUUUCAACAAGACGAAAGGUUUCAAAAUCCUCCGGUUAUGUUUGAAUUGCAACAAGACAAUGUCAAAAUUCCCAAAGCCCAACCAAAAUUCAACGAUAACCCUAGCACCUCAGUAAAAGAUAAUCUUUCCAGCCAAAAGCUAAACAUCAAUAAGCUAAAACGGAGAUCAUCGAAAGAUUUAGGAGUAGAGAGCAAUUUCUCUUUGAACUACAAGGAACAAUUGCGCCAUUCUAUGAAAAGCGUUCCUUCUUUUUUCCAUCCACAUCCUUUAACAAAAUAUAAGAUAUCAAAAGAAAAAUGCCAAGAAUUGUUUGCUUUUGUUCCAGAGCUACGCUAUGUCUCUAUUGAAUCUAUACACAAAUCAUUAAAAUCAUUUUGGUUGAAUUUCCACCCCCAAUAUGGUCUCAUCCAUAAACCCUCCUUUCAUGUGGACAAACAGCCUGCGAUUUUGAAUCUAGCACUUAUUAUGACUGGUGCAAGUUUUCUAGGAAGCGAGUAUCGGGAACAAAUUAGUGAUCCAAUUUGUGGACCUUUAAGGUGGAUAAUUUUCUCUCAUGCUGAUUUUCAACCUCCUUCUAAAACCUACAUCAUUCAAAGUUUAUUAUUAGUCGAAGGAUAUGAAAAGACCAGUACAAAUAGAUAUCUACACGAAAGGUCUUUUUUGCACCACGGAACAACCAUCCAAUUAUUAAGACGAACGCCUUCUUUAGGUGGACAUCCUUUAAUGGUCAAGACUGGCACUAAUUCUGGGGAAAGUUCAAUUCAAGACCCACAAGAAGUUUAUAAAAGAUGGAUUGAUUUUGAAAUGUUGAAAAGAAUAGCUUUUUAUGCAUUUUACAUGGACACUACACAUGCUGUAGUGUUUGGCUAUUGGAAUUUAUUCAUUAAUAGUAACCAAAUUCAAUUAACAUUGCCUUGUCCCGAUCAAGUCUGGGAGUCUUAUGAUCUGAGUUACGAAACUUUGAUGGAGCACGGGUAUGGAAGCACAAAAAGGGAUGAGAAUAACACAUUCUUGUCGGCGUUGAUGCAGUUAAUGAAAAACGUCAUCCAAAUUUUACGAAAUAAUAAUAUGCAAAGAAACAAAGGAAAUAACGAUGACAAAGGGGAUAGUUCGAUAGGCUUCGAAAACACUACAAAGUGGAAUAUUCAAAGUCUUUUUGGUAAGAAGAUUCUCCUGGCAGGGAUAAUUUCUAUCUUGUUUCAAUGCCAGGAGGAAUUUAAUGGUGACUAUUUUAUUACUAAUUUCAGAGGCGGUAUAACUGACCAUUUAGGCCUUUCAUGGAAAGAUAUUCUCUCAUUUGCGAUGAAUUAUUGGCUUCACGAAAUUCAAAAAAGCUGCACUGACCUGAAAUUAUGUAGGAUAAACACCCCAUGUGAAGAAGCAUCAACCGAAAGAGAAAGUGAUCAGGAUAAUGGAGAUUGCGAGAAUGAUGAAAAUUUAGACUUACUUUCCGCCGAUAAUCCUUCUAAUUGUAAAAUACCCGUUAUUCACAUCUCUCAAAUUGUCUUACGUAUCCUGCAUCACGAUUAUUAUAUAUAUGCGGGAGCACCUUGGAGGAUGAACGUUCCAAUUGGCCGCGACGAAUAUGAUAUGAUCAGUCAGAGAAUUCUCCAGUUUGCAAAAGAUCCCUACAAUGGUGGUGUAGCUGUUAUCUAUGCAUUCCAGUUUUUGUUUGAAAUGUUUAUCAUAAAGGAGAAUAACCUUCCAACCAUUGUGGAAAACUAUAAUGUGAACUCUGAUCCUGUAAUCACAAGGCCAUAUGCUAUUGCAUUAACUUCGCUCUUGAUUUGGUCUUGUAAUUUUGCAUUACAUGGUUGUGAAGUUAGCAUAUGGGAUAACACGGAUGACCCAAAUGAGGAAUCUCUUCAACCAAGUGACAGCAACAGUCCAAGUACAAUUGGUAGCUCUAGUAAUAAUGGAGCAACAAUUGCAAAUAACAACUUAAAAGAGAAGAACAAUUACAUUCCAAUGGAAAGUUUUGAAGUAUAUCUAUUAAGAAUGUAUCAGAACCUGUAUGUAGACAGCUCACUCGAUGUAGUUAGCUUUCAGAAUGAAAUUUGGGCAAAAGCAAGUCUACUUCAACACAUUUCUAAUACUCACUUUCUAUGUGGGAUGAUGCAGUUUAUGAGAGAUACUUUCAACAAGAGUUACUGGGAUUUAGGACGCGAAUUUGGAAAACUCUUUGACAAUUGUUUGGAGAGAAGUCUAGGGAAAACCUCACCCACAUGUCAUAAUAUGUUUGAUGUGUAG